Paramuricea clavata is the source of this 780-nucleotide messenger RNA. The record is from the annotation of a GenBank genome assembly. NCBI's taxonomy places the organism in Eukaryota, Metazoa, Cnidaria, Anthozoa, Malacalcyonacea, Plexauridae.
AUGAAGCAAGAUCUGUUGUAUGUUUGCAGUGUAUAUAUUCCUCCACAGAACUCUCCUAGAGAACAGAGAUUAGUCUGUGGCCAUUUUGAGUUAUUACAAGAAAAUAUUUAUAAAUUUUCAAAAUCAGGAAACAUUUUAUGUGGAGAUCCCAAUGCCAGAUUAGAUACUUUAGACAACUAUGUUCAUGAAAUGGAUGGGGUAACCUUUCCAAUGACAGUUCUUACUAGCUCAAUUGAACCACAUAAGUCAAGGAACAUUCAUAUUAAUACGUAUUGGAAAGCAUUAGCUGAGUUAUGUUGUGGGAAUGAGUUGAUUAUUUUAAACGGCAGGAUGAAAGGAGAUUAUAUAGGUCAGUUUACUUGCCACACAUAUAAUGGGGCUAGUGUGGUCGACUAUACUAUGGUAUCCUCAGAGAUUUUGCAAUCAAUCAAGCAUUUUAGUGUGUCAAAUACCACAGAAUUCUUGCAUCAUUGCUUCCUUUCUUUUGCAUUAGAAGCGGAGCCUCGAUUGGGAGUAGAUAAAGGAGAAACUUCAGAAUUGCUCCUACUGCCUGCAUCAUUUGUUUGGAGUGACGACUUAAAAAAUACUCAUUGUGAAAAUUUUAUUAAUAGCAAUGUUUCAGGUGAGGUGAAUACUUUACUUGAAUCAUUAAAUGAGACUGAUUCGGUAGUGAGCAAGUUUACUGACGUUAUAGUUAAUGUUUUGAGAAAUGUCGUAAAAAUUAGAAAUAGGCAAACACCAAAAAAGAAACGAAAGCGCACAAUCCAAAAACAGAAAUAG